Molecule: messenger RNA, 228 nt
Organism: Labrus bergylta (ballan wrasse)
Lineage: Eukaryota; Metazoa; Chordata; Actinopteri; Labriformes; Labridae
Source: RefSeq, a predicted model, not a curated record
AUGACAGUAGCUUCAACACCAACAACCACAGCUGAUCCAACACCAACGACAGCUGCUCCACUUAAAACAGCUGCUCCAUCAACAACAGCUGUUCCUACAACCACGACAGCAGCUCCAACAAUAAUGACGACAGCAGCUCCAACAACAACAGCUGCUCCAACUACCACAGCUGCUCCAACAACAACCACAGCUCAGCUCCAACAACAACCAAAGCAGCUCCAACAAUGA